Molecule: messenger RNA, 3479 nt
Organism: Mollisia scopiformis
Lineage: Eukaryota; Fungi; Ascomycota; Leotiomycetes; Helotiales; Mollisiaceae
Exons: 5
Coding region: 177-3443 (1088 amino acids)
Molecular function (GO): protein binding
Source: RefSeq, a predicted model, not a curated record
GUUCUGUAUCAUCUUCCUCAAAUAUACAUUUAUCAUUGCAGAAAACUUCGUUCCUUGCCUUCCAACUAGUAGUUGCCAAUUACGUGCCAUCCAUCUAUGCGAUAUCUCGAGAUAGGUGCCCGUCCUCGUAGCCUCGAACUUUUCGCAGCCUCACUUUAAGGCUAGAAAUCUUAGAUAUGUCAGAAAGUCCUCUUCCUUUUAGGAAACGUGGCAGACAAGAAGAAGACCAGGUGCUAGAUCUGCCGUCCAAUGCACAUCGCCAGAAAAUUCCUCGACUUUCGAACCCGACAGCGUCCUCUUCCAGCUCGAGCAACUCCGUUUCCUCAGCCCAGAUCACGGCUCCACCAAACCCACAGUCUCAAGUUGACCAUACAAAUCUUUGGCUUCGAGCGCUUGGAAACCUUUCAACCAAGGACCAAGAGCUCAUAUGGGGCCUUCAGCCUAGCCUAGACACCCGGCCGUUCUCCAAGAAUGGAGUUGAGGAACUGCUUGAUCUGACAAGACAAGUACUACAAAAGAGUGACGAGCGCUCUUGGAAAUUCACCUUCAGGGGAAAGGUGAUUAUUGCAAGAGAUGUACUGGCGAAGAUCGUUGUCUGGCUAAACAGGUUCAAAGACGUUGGCGAUGUUGCAGUCAACUUUGAUCCUGUUCAUGCUAGCUUACCAUGGGCUGGCAUAAGAUUCAUGUUCCAGGCGGCAAUCGGAGAGCAUGAGCAAAUGGGGGACUUGGUGAUAGCCAUCGAGAGGCUCACCUCCCUGAUCCACCGAGGCGCAAUCUAUGAAAGACUGUACCGACCUGCAACAAUACUCGGCGAUGUCAUUGGCCACCUUCACUCCGCUAUGGUUGAUUUGUAUUCCAUGAUACUUCGGAUCAUGAUUUUGUGUCGCCGAAUAUUCGCCAAGAACGCCGCAAAACGUGCUGUACAUGCGCUUUUUCACCCUGGUGAGAUCACCGGACUGCUUGACAAAUGCGAGGAGUUAGAGACUCGAGUCGAAUACGAGGCUCACAACUGCGAGCGGACACGAAGUCAGAGAGCAGAUGCAGAAGUCGAAAGGCUCCUUUCGAGACUACAGGAGCCCGUACUUCCAACUGACGAAAGAGUACUGAGUCUUCUUGAGACAGCGACAGAGCGUGAACGGCUAGAAGUCCUUGACUGGACUUCAAAAGUUCUCUAUGGUGCGAAUCAUCGAAGAGUGAGGGACAAGCGAACAACAAACACUUGCGAAUGGCUUCUUGCUCACCAGCUUUAUCACGAAUGGCAAGAGACAAGUGCUUCAACGAUUCUAUGGCUCUGCGGAAAUGCGGGAACAGGCAAAACCUUUCUCACCUCGAAAGUAAUUGACGAGAUUCGGACUGCCCUCGAAAAUCAGCCAAAUCAGGAAGCAUUUGCGUUCUUUUACUGCAACAGGAACGAAGCCGAUCGUCGAGAACCUCUAUCAGUACUCAGGGCUUUUGUACGACAGAUGUCCACGACAGCCACCGACAAAGGGUCCAUUCAAAAAAACCUCGAACAAUUCUAUCUUGAAAAUAGAAUUAAAGCUUCCGAGCCUACAAUGAAUGACUGCAAGAAGCUUCUUCUGGAAUUCAUCAACAUCUACCCUCGGACUACUCUCGUCUUGGAUGCCUGUGACGAAUGCGAGCGACACAAGCGGCUGGAAUUGAUGGAUAUAUUCGACCAGCUUCUUUCUGAAGCCUCCAAACCCGUAAAGAUAUUCGUUUCUAGUCGGCCUGAUGACGAUAUCAAGAAGAAACUAAAGGACCGAAGCAAUAUCCAGAUCAAUGCGAGGGACAAUCAUCAUGAUAUCACUAAGUUCGUGAACAGCGAAAUUGGCAAGCAUCCCAAUUGGCAUGUCAUGAGCCCUGAAAUACAAGCCCAAAUUGUCGAUACUCUGCAAGAAAGAAGUCAAGGAAUGUUUCAAUGGGCGUUCCUCCAAAUCAAGCAGCUCCUGGACCUUGACUUGGAAGAGGAUAUUCUAGAAAGAUUGGGGAAGCUUCCUGACGAUCUCAAACAAGCUUAUGAUGAAAUCUACCGAUCAAUGAGCAAGGCUGAAAAACGAAUCGCAGAUCGGGCAUUUCGAUGGGUCAUGUGCGCAUGCCAUCCACUUUCGACCAAAUUGCUACUCGCUGCAAUCUCUCAGGAUGAGAACAGCGAUCUCCUCAAACAUCUUGGUGGUCUUACCGAGAACUUGGUACUCAAGUACUGCCACAAUCUUCUCGUCAUUGACCCCGCUCGCGGAGUCUGGGUUCCCUCACACCUCUCUGUGAUUGAAUAUCUAGAAAAGCACCUUUGGAAUCUCAGCCAGGCUAGCUGCCUUGUAUCAAAUGUGUGUCUUUUGGUACUUCAAAAUACUACCUUAAACAAUCGGGAAAAGUGCUGGGGGGUGGUCGAAAUGGAUGAUCAGACUUGGUCUCCGAAAGAGAUCAACGACCCAGAUGAUCCACUCUCAGGGCAAAACCUCGGUUACCUCAGUUAUUACGCACGGCAUCACUGGCCAUUACACAUCCAAAGCUGCAAUGAUACUGAUACUAGCAGUAACAGUACUCGUCUCUCUAGCCGCCUCAAAGCAUUUCUUGGGUUACCAACAAACAGUAGUGCUGCAUAUAGGUGCUGGCACAGGAUGGUGGAAAUGGAUGUUUACAAUUACGCAGCGCCCGAUACCACUGUAUUUUACAGUAGCAACAAUUGUGAAGAUCUAAAUCCUGCUUCUAUGGCAAGUUUUGCAUAUUGUGCUUUUGGGCUCUCAGACAUUCUACCAGAUUGGUUUGACUUCGAUUGGGUGAACGAUGAGAUCAGGACACUCCAGGGUACGAGUUUUCUUGGGAUCGCAGCAUCUUCUGGAUCGAUUUCUACUUGCGAAACGCUCUUGGAACAUGGAGCGGAGGUAGAUACUCAAACUAGGUCUUACUUCGGAAGUGCAUUAGCUGCUGCUGCUUAUUGGGGUAAGGAAGAGGUGGUCGAGUUUUUGAUAAGAGAGGGAGGUGCAGAUAUCAAUAUGCAAUUGCAACAUGGGAUGUAUGGGAGUGCAUUAGCUGCUGCUGCUUAUUGGGGUAAGAAAGAGGUGGUCGAAAUUUUAAUAAGAGAGGGAGGUGCAAAUAUUAAUAUGCAAUUGCAACAUGGGAUAUAUGGGAGUGCGCUGGCAGCUGCUGUAAGCGGCCCAUACAUUGGCACAAGUGAAGUUAGGUAUUUAGUAAAAGAAGCGGGGGCAGAAGUAAACAUGCAGCUGGAGCAUGGGAACUAUUCGGAUGCUUUAGAAGCAGCGGAACGGAAUGGAAAUAGUAAGGCUACAAAAUGGCUGCUCAAAUAUAGAGAAAAGAGAGGAGAGGAGGCGAAGAGAAUCAGUGAGGAUAAUGAAAGGGAUGGGGAGGAAAGCGAUGGGGAGGAGGAAGAAGACGAGUGGGAGGCGUAUUAUCAGGGCGAAGAAAUAGAAGAAAGACAAACAUAAAGAUCAUUAAAUUUUGAUAGAUCCAAAAAGGUCAAA